AUGAAAGGCAACUUCACCUUUGCCACCAUCAACAAAAACGUCACCAGCAGUCCUUUCGUCGGACCUGCGAACAUCUCUGGCAAUGAGUCUACCUAUAACUGCUCGCAUAAGCCGUCAGAUAAGCAUUUAGAUGCUAUUCCUGUUCUCUACUACAUUAUUUUUGCAAUUGGAUUUCUUGUCAAUACAAUUGUGGUUGUACUGUUUUGUUGUCAAAAGGGCCCUAAAAAGGUUUCCAGCAUUUACAUCUUCAACCUGGCUGUGGCUGACUUACUGCUUUUGGCUACUCUUCCUCUCUGGGCAACCUAUUAUUCUUAUAGAUAUGACUGGCUCUUUGGACCUGUGAUGUGCAAAGUUUUUGGUUCUUUCCUGACCCUGAACAUGUUUGCAAGCAUUUUUUUUAUAACCUGCAUGAGUGUUGAUAGGUACCAAUCUGUCAUCUAUCCCUUUCUGUCCCAAAGAAGGAAUCCCUGGCAAGCAUCAUAUACAGUUCCCCUGGUUUGGUGCCUGGCCUGUCUGUCCUCAUUGCCAACAUUUUAUUUUCGAGAUGUUAGAUCUGUUGAUUAUUUAGGGGUAAAUGCUUGCAUUAUGGCUUUCCCACCAGAGAAAUAUGCCCAAUGGUCAGCUGGGAUUGCCUUAAUGAAAAAUAUCCUCGGUUUCAUUAUCCCUUUGAUAUUCAUAGCAACAUGCUAUUUUGGAAUCAGAAAACACUUGCUGAAGACCAAUAGCUAUGGGAAGAACAGAAUAACUCGUGACCAAGUCCUGAAGAUGGCAGCUGCUGUUGUUCUGGCGUUCAUUAUUUGUUGGCUUCCCUUCCAUGUUUUGACCUUCCUGGAUGCUCUGGCCUGGAUGGGUGUCAUUAAUAGCUGUGAAGUUAUAGCUGUCAUUGACCUGGCACUUCCUUUUGCCAUCCUCCUGGGAUUCGCUAACAGCUGCGUUAAUCCCUUUUUGUAUUGCUUUGUUGGAAACCGGUUCCAACAGAAGCUCCGCGAUGUGUUUAGGGUUCCAAUUACUUGGCUACAAGGCAAGAGAGAGAGUGUGUCAUGCCGUAAAAGCAGUUCUGUUAGAGAAAUGGAGACCUUUGUGUCUUCAACAUGA
This is a messenger RNA of Phyllostomus hastatus (greater spear-nosed bat), 1095 nucleotides long. RefSeq names its product angiotensin II receptor type 2 (gene AGTR2). The record is from RefSeq and is a predicted model, not a curated record. Gene Ontology annotation, molecular function: angiotensin type II receptor activity. NCBI's taxonomy places the organism in Eukaryota, Metazoa, Chordata, Mammalia, Chiroptera, Phyllostomidae. The transcript has a single exon. Gene Ontology annotation, cellular component: membrane. The coding region runs from base 1 to 1095 and encodes 364 amino acids. Gene Ontology annotation, biological process: regulation of apoptotic process; inflammatory response; blood vessel diameter maintenance.